AUGUCAAAACCUGCUCAACUCACGGCGUUUGGGUACGCUUUGGCAGGGGCUCUGGGCGGAUGCUUCAGUAACGCGCUCAUUUAUCCUCUAGAUACCGUCAAGACGCGCAUACAGGCAGCCACAGCAGAUGGCACCUCAGCAGACAAGCUGAGCAUAGUCGGCGUUCUCUCGCGCAUCCUGCGCGAGGACGGCUUCACGGGCUACUAUAGAGGCUUCACGGCUACGAUGCUCAACACCUUCUCCAUGCAGUACGCGUACUUCUUCUUCUACUCGUUCGUCCGCACCUCCUACCUCAAGCGCCUCGCCGCGCGCCGACCUGCGGGGAGCCCGCCCCCCGUGCUCGGCACCGCGGCGGAGCUCGUGUUGGGAGCCCUCGCCGGCGCGCUCGCCCAGAUCUUCACCAUCCCCGUCUCGGUCAUCGCGACGCGCCAGCAGAUCGGGCGCUCCUUCGACCGCCCGAAGAGGGUUUCCUCCUCUGCGAAGGGCAAGGGCAAGGCCACCGCCGAGGACGCGGAGGAAGAAGCAGAAGAAGCAGAGGAGCCGUACGACGACUCGUUCCUCGGGGUCGCGCGCGAGAUCAUCGCGGAGGAAGGCGUGGGCGGCCUCUGGCUCGGGAUCCGCCCCGGGCUCGUGCUCACCGUGAACCCGGCGAUCACGUACGGGAUGUUCGAGCGCGUGAAGAGCCUGACGCUCGCCGCGCGCGGGGUCGCGGACCCGAACGCGAGGAUGUCGCCCGGGAUGUCGUUCAUGGUCGGCGCGCUCUCGAAGGCGCUCGCCACCGUGGUGACGUACCCGUAUAUCAUGGCGAAGGUGCGCAUCCAGGCGCGCACGGCGGACAUCGAGGACGCCGAGGUCGCGCACGAGCCCCUGCCGAAGCACAACGCGCCGCACCACAAGAAGCACGCGCACGUCGGCGCGCUGACCGUGCUUGCGCGCGUGUAUCGCAAGAAGGGCCUCGUCGGCUGGUACCAGGGCAUGAGCGCGCAGCUGAUCAAAGCGGUCAUAACGCAGGCACUGCUCUUCAUGUCCAAGGACCAGUUCGAGAAGUACGCGCUCGCGAUCAUGAUCAUGUUCUACCGCUUGCAGGGCGCGGCGCCAUAG
Messenger RNA from Epithele typhae, 1101 nucleotides. RefSeq names its product adenine nucleotide transporter. The transcript is spliced from 6 exons. Gene Ontology annotation, biological process: transmembrane transport. Bases 1 to 1101 code for a protein of 366 amino acids. The record is from RefSeq and is a predicted model, not a curated record. NCBI's taxonomy places the organism in Eukaryota, Fungi, Basidiomycota, Agaricomycetes, Polyporales, Epitheliaceae.